Plasmodium vinckei vinckei is the source of this 3567-nucleotide messenger RNA. RefSeq names its product pyridine nucleotide transhydrogenase, putative. Gene Ontology annotation, molecular function: NADP binding; NAD binding. The record is from RefSeq and is a predicted model, not a curated record. Lineage: Eukaryota; Apicomplexa; Aconoidasida; Haemosporida; Plasmodiidae. The transcript is spliced from 3 exons. Bases 1 to 3567 code for a protein of 1188 amino acids. Gene Ontology annotation, biological process: NADPH regeneration. Gene Ontology annotation, cellular component: mitochondrial inner membrane.
AUGAUAAAACUCAUUGGGUUAAUUGUUUUGUUUUUACAUCUGAUUGGGCAUAAUCACUGUAGAUUAAAUUUAAGAAAUAAUCUAAGCAACUACUAUGAUCAAAUAAACGAAAGUAGCAAUAAUACGAGAGAGAACAGUUUCCAGAUAAAGUUACCAAUAAUUAAUUUUCCAUCUGAGAAUAAUAUAGAUUAUAAUGAUAAAAAAAAUGAUAGAAAGCAAGAACAUACGAUUCUAAUGAAUAAUGAUAAAUUAGAAGCCCCGUCUUAUUCAUUUAUACCAUCAUUAUUAAAUUCUAUUUAUUUGUUUUCGUCUAUAUGUUUUAUACUAUGUUUAACUGGAUUAAAUGAUCAUAAAACAUCAAAGCGAGGAAAUGUAUUAGGGUUUAUUGGUGUAUUAUCUGCAAUAAUAGUAACAUUUAGUCAAGUUGGAUUUGGAUUUAGAUAUGAAUUAUUUUUUUUGAUAGUUACUCUAGCUACAUUAAUAGGGCUAUAUAUUGCACAUAAUGUUAGUAUGGUUCAUUUGCCUCAGCUAGUUGCAUUGUUUCAUAGUUUUGUUGGGUUAGCUGCUUUACUAGUUGGAUUUUCAAAAUUUCAUUCAGAAUAUUUUGAGAAUUAUGAAAUGAACAAAAUAUAUUUAAUGGAGAUAUAUUUAGGAACAUUUAUUGGCGCAAUUACAUUUAUUGGUUCAUUAGUUGCAUCUGGGAAGUUAAGUGGAAUAAUUGAUAGCAAGUCAUUACAAUUAAAAAUUAAAAAGUUGAUAAAUAUUGUUAAUAUUGUUAUUAUUAUAAUAUUGGGAUAUUAUUUUAUAAAUAUCAAAACAUUUUAUUUAAAAACUAUUUGCUUAUAUAUUUCAUUAUUUGUAGACUUAUUUCUUGGUUUCCAUUUAGUAGCAUCUGUAGGUGCAGCAGACAUGCCUGUUCUUAUAAGUGUAUUAAAUUCAUAUUCUGGUUUUUCUACAGUAAUAAGUGGUUUUUUAUUACAUAAUAAUCUGUUAAUAAUAUCAGGAUCAUUAAUUGGUUCAUCUGGAGCAAUCUUAUCUUAUAUUAUGUGUGUAGGAAUGAAUAGAGAUAUAUUUAAUAUUAUAUUAGGUGGAUGGGAUAAUUAUGAGAUAAACUAUGAUCAAAAAGAAGGAGAUAUAGACAAUGAAUUUAUUGAAAAUAAGGAUGAUCACGACGAAAAAAAAAAAAAUAAAUUAGUGAAUUCAACAACACAUAAAUAUGUUGCUGAAAGUUUGAUUAAUGCUAAAAACAUAGUUAUUGUACCAGGAUAUGGCGCAGCUAUAAGUAAAUGCCAAAGAGAAUUAGCCCAAAUAUAUACUAUUUUAAAAUCAAGAAAUAUCCAAGUAAAUUUUGGUAUACAUCCAGUUGCCGGAAGAAUGCCAGGACAUUUGAAUGUACUUUUAGCAGAGGCUAAUAUACCAUAUAAUGUUGUUAAAGAGAUGAAUGAAAUAAAUUCAAAAAUAUCAAAUGUUGAUUUAGUUUUAGUUGUUGGAGCUAAUGAUAUUAUCAAUCCAUCUUCCUUAGAUCCUAAAAGUAAAAUAUAUGGAAUGCCAGUGAUUGAAGUUUGGAAAUCUAAAAAAGUUAUUGUACUAAAAAGAAGUUUAAGUACAGGAUAUUCAUCUAUUGACAAUCCAUUGUUUUAUUUUUCAAACACACAUAUGCUUUUUGGAGACGCUAAGCAUUCAACUAAUCAAAUUUUGACGAUCCUAAAUGAUUAUAUGGGUUAUGGGCAGUCUGAUUUUUCUAUGAUCAAAGAUUCUAUAAUAAAUGAAGAUAAGAAAGAGACAAGUUCUUUGUAUUCCAUUUCGGAUAACAACGAAAAUAAUUAUGAUUUUGAAAUAUUAAUGGAAGAAGAAUAUCCAAAACCUAGAAAAAUAAUAGGAUUGGUAAAGGAUGAAAAUGAUGAUUUAUAUGUAAGCAGAGACAUAUUGGAUGAAAACCAAACACAGUCAAAUGAUAUAGAUAGCAAAAUACAGAAAUCAGAAGUUAAUCUAUCAAUGGUUCCUAUUAUUCCACAUUUCAUUCCCAAGCUAAGAAAAUUAGGUUUUAGAAUAUUGGCCGAAAAAAACAUAGGAGAAAAAAUACAAAUACAAGAUGAGGAAUAUAUUAAAUACGGUGCUGAAAUUGUUUCCCGUGAAUCCAUUUUUUCCAAAAGUAAUAUUAUAUUAAAAGUCGAUCCACCAAGUGAGAAAUUUAUAAAUAAAAUAGAAAGCAACACUACAUUAAUUAGUUAUUUAUGGCCAAGUAUUAAUCAAGACCUUUUAAAAACAGCCAUAGAAGAUCAUGAAGAUAAUAACACGAAAAAGAGUAAUAUUACAUAUAUAGCUAUUGACGAAGUUCCUAGAUUUACUAAGGCACAAAAAUUAGAUGUUAGAAGUUCUAUGAGUAAUUUACAAGGGUAUCGAGCUGUUGUAGAGGCAUUUUUUACCUUGCCACGAUUUAGUAAAUAUUCUAUUACCGCAGCAGGGAAAAUUAAUCCUGCACGAGUUUUUGUUAUUGGAGCGGGAGUAGCAGGGUUACAAUCAAUUAUAACUGCAAAAAGCAUGGGUUCUAUUGUAUAUGCAUAUGAUCCUAGAUAUACAGCGGAAGAAGAAGUAAAAAGUUGUGGUGGUAUAUUUAUAAAAAAUCCAAUAAAAACAUAUGAAGAGAAUAAUGUACAAGACGAAGAAUUUAUAAGAAUGCAAAAUAUAUUGUUUAAUAAAAUUAUUAAAAAAUGUGAUGUUUUAAUUUGUUCGGCUUCAAUACUUGGAAAAACAUCACCAAAAUUGGUAUCUACAGAAAUGAUCAAAUUAAUGAAGAGGGGUAGUGUAGCUGUUGAUUUAUCUACUGAAUUUGGUGACAAAGAAAAUAAUUGGGGAGGAAAUAUUGAAUGCUCUGUGUCUAACAAAAAUGUUAUUAUAAAUGGAGUUCAUGUGUUAGGAAGAGAUAAAAUCGAAAGAAAUAUGCCAUUACAAGCAUCGGAAUUAUUUUCUAUGAAUAUGAUAAAUUUAUUAGAAGAAAUGGGAGGAGGAUUGCAAUUUAAUGUAGAUAUGAAUAAUGAUAUUAUAAAAGAGUUAGUUGUUGUAAAAGAUGGUAAUAUAUUAUACUCACCUAAUAAAAUUGUUGAAGAUUUAACUAAGAGUGAUAGUGUAUUUAUAAAAGAAAUAAAAGAAGAUAUUGAAUCUUAUUCAAAAAAUACAAUUAUAUAUCCUACUGGCACACGCUUAAUUGAAACUUUUAUCGAAUCCGAUUUUUACUUUUAUAUAUCUCUUCUUUUUGUAAUCCUCUUUACUUUUCUAAUUGGAACAAUGUUUUCACAGUCAGAUUUCCAUCAUUUAUUUUUGCUUGUUUUGUCUAUUAUUGUUGGUUAUUUCUCUGUAUGGUCAAUAACGCCAUCUCUCCACACACCUUUGAUGUCUGUCACAAAUGCGCUAUCUGGAGUUAUAAUAAUAGGAAGCAUGAUUGAAUAUGGAAACGGAUUUAAAAGCUUAAGCUCAAUUUUAUCAAUGAUUGCUACAUUUUUAUCUGCUGUGAAUUUAUCAGGAGGAUUUUAUGUCACAAAAAGAAUGCUUGAUAUGUUUGUAAAAUAA